UUGGCCUUCAUUGUCCAGGUGAAUGUCCAUUCUGAGGAAUGGGAAUUAAUGACCUUUACUGCUAGCUCAGAUGACAGAGUCAAGAAGAUCAACGAACACGUCCGGUCUAAGACCAAGGUUCCCGUGCAGAACCAGGUCCUUCAGCUGGGCUCGAAGAUCCUAAAGCCCCCGAGAAAGCUAUCCUCUUACGGCAUUGACAAGGAGACAACCAUCCACCUCACCCUGAAGGUGGUGAAGCCCAGUGAUGAGGAGCUGCCCUUGGUUCUGCUAGAGUCAGGAGAUGAGGGGCACAGGCAU
Pteropus alecto (black flying fox) is the source of this 297-nucleotide messenger RNA. RefSeq names its product ubiquitin D (gene UBD). The record is from RefSeq and is a predicted model, not a curated record. Gene Ontology annotation, biological process: response to type II interferon; positive regulation of apoptotic process; response to tumor necrosis factor. NCBI's taxonomy places the organism in Eukaryota, Metazoa, Chordata, Mammalia, Chiroptera, Pteropodidae. Gene Ontology annotation, molecular function: protein binding; proteasome binding. Gene Ontology annotation, cellular component: nucleus. The annotation marks the transcript as partial. The transcript has a single exon.